Seminavis robusta is the source of this 2383-nucleotide messenger RNA. Lineage: Eukaryota; Bacillariophyta; Bacillariophyceae; Naviculales; Naviculaceae. The record is from the annotation of a GenBank genome assembly.
CCUUCCCUGCCUCGCCUCGUCGGCGGUUCUCUCUUCUGUCGCACAAAUUAGGUCUCGACGAAGACUCACUCAUCAAGCGAAGCGACCAUGGCUCUCACGGAGGAGGUAAAGGCGAAAUGGCCCCAGGUAUUUGAGGCCAUUCGAAAGAGAGACCUUCAGAAUGUCAUUGACACACUCGCAGCAGCAGAUCGUCCCGUUGAUUUUGCAUCCUGUAUCGGCGCAACAAGUGGAAUGAAUCUGAUCCAUGCGGCCCUAGAUUUCGAGCGCGUGCCCAAGAAUUUUUUGUUGCAUGAAGAUCUUGUCGGCAAGUUAAUCAAGUACUACCCUGGAGCCUUGAAGAUCAAGGAUAAAAAGGGAAACCUGCCAAUUCACUAUGCUAUCAGUAUGCAAAACUGUCACCUGAGCCUCAUCGAAGCACUCUUGGCAUCUUACCCAGACAGCAUCAAGCAACAGGACGCCAAGGCGUGUCUCCCCAUUCACUUGGCAUGCAUGUAUCGCAACACCCAUCUCGUCGAGUGUCUGGUGGAAAAGUACCCUGAGGGAUUGAAGCACCCAGACAAGGAUGAAAUGCUGCCACUUCAUAAAGCGCUUCGUCAUUGCUGUGAUGUUACCACUGUGAAGUUUCUCUUGGACAAGAACCCAGCUAGUGCAGCGGCGAAAGACUUUUCUGGUCAGUUUCCCUUGCAUUUGUUAUUCCGAUUCUAUUCCGUUCCUGGUGUCAUCUUUUCGUCGCUGACGAACAGUCUUAUUGAUGCCUAUCCAGAGGCUUCCAAACACAAGGCAGUCACUGGGAAAUUCCCGCUCGACUAUGUUCUCGACAGGGAGAAUUUGAGCGAACAAGAACUCCAAUUCAUUCUUUCACAUUGCCAUUCGGCAGACUCCAUUUCCAAUGUGGACGCUGAAGGACGCCUGCCGAUCCACAUUGCUUGCAAAAAGGGUCGGACCUCAAUGGCUAUCAAGCUAAUGGCCGUGGCCCACCCUGACAGCCUCAAGCAGCCGGACAACUCUGGCAACCUACCGGUUCACUAUGCUGCGGCUCACUGCUCUUUUGAGGCCCUUCGGUGUGUCAUGGAGUUGUACCCUGAAGGACUUUUGCACAAGAACGUACUCAACAAGCGUCCAAUUGCCAUGUGUUCCAAAGAUCAUGAUAAAUUCCGCGCUUUGGCUGAGGCCUGCCCUGCCAGUCUUUAUGACGACGGAGCCGGAAAGGCACCUCUGGAACCACUGAUUGAGUACCUCAAACUGUUCAAUCUUACGCGUCGAAACAGCUUGCUUCUGGAAAACGUCUUGCGUGCAACGCAACAUGGAUGUGGCCCUAGCGAUACCAAAACUGCCGCAGCCGAGGCUGAGGCUGAGAAACAGCAACAGCUUGCCUCUCUAGCAAAGCAACUUGAACAGUUCCACGCGAAAGAUAUGACAGAGCUCAACAAGUCCCACUCGAAAGUUAUGGCAGAGCUCAAGAAGUCCCACGCCGAUGAGAAGCAGCAACAGCAACAACUGCUUGAACAACUGCAGAAGCGGCACAAUGAGCUCGAGCUUCGUCAGAAGACAGAGAAGGAGCAGCUACAAGAGUAUCAUGCAAAAGAGAAGGAGAAGCUACAUCAGUCAUAUGAGGAAGACAAGCAGGAACUACAGCUGUCCCACGAGGAAGAGAAGCAACACCUUGAAGUCUCCCGUACGCUCUACAAGCAGAUCGCAGCUGAGGGCCGAAAGCAAGAUAAGAACUUCCUCACAAAGGUUGCCCAGGAAGACAGCAAGGUCUGCACUGAAGACUUGAAGUCCUUUGCCACCUCACUCAAGAACCGAAUCGACCUGAUUUCUUACCGCAUUCACCCCGAAGUCAAGCCAUCCAUGAUGCAACUUUUGUUUGACGGCUUCAUCACCAAUCCAAAUGUUGCAAAAUCAUCUUUGGUAGAUUGUGUCCAAAUGAUGGAUGCCGAGCUCACUUGCUUGGAAAUUGACAUGGAACAAGUCACCUGUGGAGCCAAGGUUCCAUCCAGCCCUGGCAGCUCGGAUACCGCCAAAGCGAAGGUUCCAUCCAACCCUGACAGCCCGGAUACCGCCAAAUCCUCUGUUGAACCAACGGAACGUCCCACCAAACGGGCUCGCAUUUCGCCUUAGAACAAGUGAACCAACGAAACGUCCCACCAAACGGGCUCGAAUGUCGCCUUAGAACAACUUUCGAGGCCUUUGCUUUCGAUCUUGAGCCGUGACGUGAUGUGAAGGGGGAGCGACCGUCCAAAGUUGGCCCCGUUUCUUCCCUCAGGGGAACAUGGGAUACCUUGUAUUGGCCUUUUGGACUAUACAGAAGACUCAGAUGCUUGUCCAAUCGCGGCCAAUCGUUCAUAGAUACAUGUAGUUGAUAAAAUAAACAACUUAUUGG